Molecule: messenger RNA, 1880 nt
Organism: Entelurus aequoreus (snake pipefish)
Lineage: Eukaryota; Metazoa; Chordata; Actinopteri; Syngnathiformes; Syngnathidae
Product: SH3 and cysteine-rich domain-containing protein 2-like
Exons: 11
Coding region: 262-1491 (409 amino acids)
Biological process (GO): skeletal muscle contraction; positive regulation of voltage-gated calcium channel activity; positive regulation of protein localization to plasma membrane
Cellular component (GO): extrinsic component of cytoplasmic side of plasma membrane
Molecular function (GO): protein binding
Source: RefSeq, a predicted model, not a curated record
GGCGCGCAGUUCCUCCAGUCGGUGUCUCGCCGUGAAAGCUGAGGCACGAUAAAGUCCGCGUUAACCGGGAUUAAUCUGACGCGAGGAGGGGACUUGUUGUGUCGUCGGUGAGGGGAAUUGGACAGAAGCCACUUUGUCCACGGUCUCCAUGGCUCAGCGUGGACCUGCCCGGACCUGCAGCUAACCACGACUUCAAGCUGUCACUGUGUUUUUUUUUUUGUUAUUCUUCUUUUUCUUCUUCUUCCAAUCAAGUUGCCAAUAAUGACUGAGAUCAAUGAGAUGGAGAGCAACUCUCAGCUUCAGCUGCACACACAACCACUACCAUCAUCUAAGCUGCAGAGGUUGAAGCGCUCGCUGACCUUCAUGCGCAGCAAGAGCGUGGAGAACUUCUUCCAAAGAUCCUACAGCGACGCUCGCCUCCCCCCGGAAUUUAUCACGGACCCGCCGCCGCCCUCGCCGCCGCCGGGCUCGCCCCUGGUGGGCGAGGUCUGCUCUCCGUCUCGCUCGCCGUCCAUCAGCCCCAACCCUUCCAUCUCGUCGCACUCUCCGUCCCUCAGCUUGUCCCCGUCGUUGUCCUCCAAGCCGGUCCAGACUCAGAUCACACACUGCUUCCAGGACCACGUCUUUCGCAAGACCACCAGCUGCCAGCUCUGCAAGAACAUGAUCGUAGGAAACUCCAAACAAGCUCUGCGCUGUAAAACCUGCAAGUUGGCGGCUCACCUGUGGUGCACCUCGGAACUUUCACAGCAGCCGUGCUAUGGCAAGUCUGGCGCCUUCAAGCGAAACUUCAGCUCGCCCGUGCUGGUCACUGACCAACUGGCCGUCGUCAAGGAAGUGCAGCCGAGCCAAGAGGCGGUGCGGGCACGAGUGGACCCUGUUUACGCCGCCUUGCGUUUCGGGACGUCACUGGCGCAGAUGAGCCGCUCCAGUUUCGGCAGCCUGUCGGAGUCGCCGACGCGCAGCCUGGGUGAGGUGAGUGAGGAGAGCCAGGUGAGGCAGUCCAGCAUGGAAGAGGAGAUCCCUCCGGAAACAGCGGGUCCAGAUUUGGCUGCACAGGACGUGGAGGUGGACAAGGAGGAAGACGAGAGUCAAGUUGAGACCCCCGCCGAGGUGACCCCCAAACGCAUCGAGGUGCACUCCAUCCACACCUACGUGGCGCUCUACGGUUUCUUGCCUCAGGAGCACAACGACCUGGAACUGCAUCCUGGCGAUCGAGUGCAGGUUACUGACGACUCCAACGAGGAGUGGUGGAAGGGCAAGAGUGGCGACAGAGUGGGUUUUUUCCCUGCCAAUUUCGUGCAGAGGGUCCGCCCGGGGGAGCGAGUGUGGCGCGUCAUUCAGGGAACAUCUGGCAACCGGGAGAGAGGCCACAUGAUCGUGAAGGAAGCGCAGAUCUGCGUGGGCAAGCGAGAAGACGGCGAGGUGUUUGUGAAGCUGAGCAGCGGCAAGAAGAGAGGCCUCGUCCCCGCCGACUCCAUCGAGGAGAUCUGAGCUUCCCGCGAAAAGUCGAGUCCCGAAACUCUGAGCCAUCGUCUUCAGGGACCCGGCAAAAACUGGACCAUCCUUGUGGACCCCCCUGACGAGGGCGUAGAAGAUGAAUAGUCUCCUCACUGUAAGUCUUAAUGGAGUCCCUGAAGCGGCUGUAGUGGACUCUUACAGAUUGUUUACAUUUUGGCUACAGCCGCCAUUUUUGUUUUUAUUUUACCGACGUGGGAGCAGCCUGUCACAGGAACGCCACGCUUCUGUCCUUUCCCACUCCUUUCUACCCACUUGCGGUGACUCAUGCAGCAUAUGCUCCUGUCAGGGCCUUCCAUCGCGUUAGCCUGACACCUUGGCACGGACAUCCAAGCUACAUCGAGACUGAUAAUUAAAGAAAACCA